CCCCUUCAUUCGAUUCCCCCCUCCUCUUCUCUUAGUCCUUACACCCCUCCCAGACCCGAGAUGUCCAGCCAAUCAGUCUCCCAAAAAAGAAAAUCAUGAAACGACAGCUCACACACAUUCUAAAUUUCUUUUCGGCCGGAGGGUGGACCAGUCUUAUAGACCCCGACCACGAGAACGACGACAAGACGGUGAGCGCCCGUUUCCAUUGGUGUGGAGACACCAUGGAGAGAAAGCGGGGACUCCAUGACCCGUUUGUAUACCUAAACGAGGCCGCAAGGGACCCGGUUCAUGGCCUCCGUACGGAGUACGGCGUGGAGGCCGUGUCGCGGAAAUAUGAUCCCCAACGGAUCUUCCAGAAGUUGCAGAACAAUGGAUUCCCUCUUUUUCGAAAAAGGCCUAGCCCCUCCCCAUCCUGCCCUCACACUAAUGGAAAUUCAAUAGUCACCCGGUCAAUCGUUUAGUCGGGUUACCCAAUCCAGGAGGCCACCACGAGGGACGAUGUCGGACCCGGAGCGAGUUCCGACAAGCUACUCCGUACGGAGUAGGAACUAGACUGCCCAUCCGAAGGAGCGACAGAGUAAGUAAGUACCACGUCGAGUCA
This is a messenger RNA of Aspergillus steynii IBT 23096, 601 nucleotides long. RefSeq lists its product as uncharacterized. Lineage: Eukaryota; Fungi; Ascomycota; Eurotiomycetes; Eurotiales; Aspergillaceae. The transcript has a single exon. The record is from RefSeq and is a predicted model, not a curated record. The coding region runs from base 96 to 461 and encodes 121 amino acids.